Molecule: messenger RNA, 5860 nt
Organism: Myxocyprinus asiaticus (Chinese sucker)
Lineage: Eukaryota; Metazoa; Chordata; Actinopteri; Cypriniformes; Catostomidae
Gene: dvl1b
Product: dishevelled segment polarity protein 1b
Exons: 12
Coding region: 1756-3825 (689 amino acids)
Biological process (GO): intracellular signal transduction; canonical Wnt signaling pathway
Cellular component (GO): cytosol
Molecular function (GO): frizzled binding
Source: RefSeq, a predicted model, not a curated record
UCACUACUUUAUUUUAAGAAUGUGAAAUGUCAGAAUAAUAGUAGAGAGAAUGAUUUAUUUCAGCUUUUAUUUCUUUCAUUACAUUCCCAGUGGGUCAGAAGUUUACAUACACUUUGUUACUAUUUGGUAGCAUUGCUUUUCAAUUGUUUAACUUGGGUCAAACAUUUUAGGUAGCCUUCCACAAGCUUCUCACAAUAAGUUGCUGGAAUUUUGGCCCAUUCCUCCAGACAGAACUGGUGUAAUUGAGUCAGGUUUUUAGGCCUUCUUGCUCACACAUGCUUUUUCAGUUCUGCCCACAAAUUUUCUAUUGGAUUGAGGUCAGGGCUUUGCAAUGGCCACUCCAAUACCUUGACUUUGUUGCCAUUUUGCCACAACUUUGGAGGUAUGCUUGUGGUCAUUGUCCAUUUGGAAGACCCAUUUGCGACGAGCUUUAACGAUGUCUUGAGAUGUUGCUUCAGUAUAUCCACAUAAUUUUCCUUCCUCAUGAUGCCAUCUAUUUUGUGAAGUGCACCAGUCCCUCCUGCAGCAAAGCACCCCCACCACAUGAUGCUGCCACUCCCAUGCUUCACGGUUAGGAUGGUGUUCUUCGGCUUGCAAGCCUCACCCUUUUUCCUCCAAACAUAACGAUGGUCAUUAUGGCCAAACAGUUACAUUUUUGUUUCAUCAGACCAGAGGACAUUUCUCCAGAAAGUAAGAUCUUUGUUCCCAUGUGCACUUGCAAACUGUUGUCUGGCUUUUAUGGCGGUUUUAGAGCAGUGGCUUCUUCCUUGCUGAGCAGCAUUUCAGAUUAUGUCGAUAUAGGACUCGUUUUACUGUGGAUAUAGAUACUUGUCUACCUGUUUCCUCUAGCAUCUUCACAAGGUCCUUUGCUGUUGUUGUGGGAUUGAUUUGUACUUUUCGCACCAAACUAUGUUCAUCUCUAGGAGACAGAAUGCAUCUCCUUCCUGAGUGGUAUGAUGGCUGCGUGGACCCAUGGUGUUUAUACUUGUGCACUAUUGUUUGCACAGAUGAACAUGGUACCUUCAGGCGUUUGGAAAUUGCUCCCAAAGAUAAAACAGACUCGUGGAGGUCCACAAUUUUUUUUCUGAGGUCUUGGCUGAUUUCUUUUGAUUUUCCCAUGAUGUCAAGCAAAGAGGCACUGAGUUUGAAGGUAGACCUUAAAAUACAUCCACAGGUACACCUCCAAUUCAGUACACCUCCUAUCAGAAGCUAAUUGGCUAAUUGUUUAAAGGCUUGACAUAAUUAUCUGGAAUUUUCAAAGCUGCUUAAAGGCACAGUUAACUUAGUGUAUGUAAACUUCUGACCCACUGGAAUUGUGAUAGUCAAUUAAAAGUGAAACAAUCUGUCUGUAAACAAUUGUUGGAAAAAUUAGUCGUGUCAUGCACAAAGUAGAUGUCCUAAACGACUUACCAAAACUAUAGUUUGCUAAUAUUAAAUCUGUGGAGUGGUUAAAAAAUUUGUUUUAAUGACUUCAACCUAAGUGUAUGUAAACUUCUGACUUCAGCUGUAAAUGAAAUGAUAUUUUCAAACAUUUUUCGUUCUCCUUUACGGUUAUUGUGCAUUUUCCACCUCUGUCGCUAAUUUUUUUCCCUCCAUAUCUUUUCAUUACUGUGUGGAGACCCUCCAUUCCUCUGCCUGUCUUCUGUCAAUUAAACUUGUACUGAUUUACUGGAGACUGGAGCUUGAACCAAUUGUGCCAAUAAAAUUCAAAAGACUGGCAUGUAAGUGAGCAUUUCUGAUAGACACGGUAACAGUAUGAAAGAGCGAAAUCAGCCCAGUGAAAGAAGUAUGGGCAACACAACUCUCCUGGAGUGUUUCGGGUUCCAAAAGAGGCAGUACACAAAGCCUGGCUCUCUGAGAUGCCACUGCCUCGCCAGAGCCUUCCAGCCAAUCCGCUGUUACCCUGAGGCACAGCCACACACAAAGCAAUUCCCACGUGUGAACGGUCACUCUAAAGCUGAGCGGGUGGUGAGGAACACAGCCAUGGGCUGUGACAGCGCCUCCAUGAUGAGCAGUGAGCUGGAGUCAAGCUCCUUCAUUGACAGCGAGGAGGAUGAAAAUGCUAGCAGACUGAGCAGUUCCACAGAGCAGAGCUCCUCUUUUCAGUUAAUGAAGAGACACAAGCGCAGACGGCGGCGACACAAAGUGGCCAAAAUUGACCGGUCCUCUUCCUUCAGCAGUAUCACAGAUUCAACCAUGAGCCUCAAUAUCAUAACAGUUACACUUAAUAUGGAGAAGUAUAACUUUCUUGGCAUUAGUAUAGUGGGCCAGAGUAACGAUAGAGGAGAUGGUGGUAUCUACAUUGGCUCUAUCAUGAAGGGAGGAUCUGUGGCAGCAGACGGAAGGAUAGAGCCAGGAGACAUGCUGUUACAGGUAAAUGAUGUGAACUUUGAAAACAUGAGCAAUGAUGAUGCUGUGAGGAUCCUCAGAGAGAUUGUUUCAAAGAAUGGGCCUAUUAGUCUCACUGUUGCCAAAUGCUGGGACCCUUCUCCUCGCAGUUACUUUACGAUACCCAGAGCUGAACCGGUUAGGCCCAUUGACCCGGCAGCAUGGAUUUCCCACACUACUGCACUUACUGGAUCUUACCCACAAAAUGGUACAGUCUUCCUUCUGGCAGGUGACAGCAUCUUCUUUGUUGCAAGGCAUGUCCCUAAUCAUCCUGUUGUCCUUGUGCUCUUCACAGAGUUUGAUGAUCUCCCUCUUACAGUGGGAAAGACAGACAUGGCCACUAUUGUUAAGGUGAUGCAGCUCCCAGACUCAGGACUAGAAAUAAGGGACAGAAUGUGGCUGAAGAUUACCAUUGCUAAUGCCGUUAUAGGAGGUGAUGUAGUUGACUGGCUGUACUCACGGGUCGAAGGAUUCAAAGACCGGCGGGACUCAAGAAAAUAUGCCAGCAGCCUGCUGAAGCACGGCUAUCUCAGACACACCGUCAACAAGAUUACCUUCUCUGAACAGUGCUACUACACAUUUGGAGAUCUCUGUCAAAAUAUGGCUACACUAAACUUGAAUGAGGGUUCAAGUGGUGGUGGUUCAGAGCAGGAUACAUUGCCCCCUCUCCCACCGCCAUCCACUAACCCUUGGCCCUUGGGCGGCCAACCCUUUCCUUACCCACCCUUCUCCACAGCGCCCUCUGGCUUCCCUCCAGGAUAUUCUGACCCCUGCCACAGCUUCCACAGUGGCAGUGCAGGAAGCCAGCACAGUGAUGGAAAUAUCAGAUUUGGUCUGAUAUUUAAACCAGGGAUGAAAACUACUCACCUUUCAGCUAAAGUCACCCUUUCUGAAGCUAAUUUGCCCAAAUUGUUUGGAAGUCGAAGCAGUAGUUCCAACCCUAGUGUUGGGAGGAGCCAGAGGCCUGUGCCAAGGGACAAACACCGCAAGUCGGCAGGCAGUGGGGGAAGUGAAUCAGAUUCAGGCAAUCGAGCGGGUGGGAGGCGGGGUGAACGUUCAGCCAGCCAGUUGAGUCACCGUAGCCAUGCUGUGUCAUCUCAUAGCCACGCCCACUCCGGACACAGCCACACUCAUUCCCGGGUUCCCUCUCAACAUAGCCGCACAUCCUUUUCAUACAGCCACGCCCCCUUUACCAAGUAUGGCCACACCUCUUGUGCACUUAGCGAACGGAGCCACGCUUCUUCUUACGGACCCCCAGGCUUGCCUCCUCCCUACAGUCUGGCCAGAUUGACUCCUAAAGGGGCAAUCAGCAGCGGUCCCCCAGGGGCCCCACCAGUAAGGGAGCUAGGGGCCAUACCUCCUGAACUCACAGCCAGUCGCCAGUCCUUCCAGCAUGCAAUGGGCAACCCUUGUGAGUUCUUUGUGGAUAUAAUGUGAUCAUCUGAUGAUAUCAGAACAGUACACUGAAACUCAUUCCGUAACCUCAUACAGCCCCUCUGUUGCCUCGAUGUGUGCUUAAAGAUGCAGCCAGUGCCAUAAAGAAUACAUGGUCAGCUUUUACCAACUGCAGCGGGUUUGCUAUCUUGUCAUGUGUUGAGCAGAAGGCAAAUUCCUAUUUAAAUCUCAAAGUUUGACAACAAAAAGGGAAACAAAGUCUUUUUAUUGUAGCAUCCCAUUUUCCUGUUACCACUGACAAAAUGGCAGUGAACAGACAAACUUUUAAGAGAACCAAAGCCUACAUGCCAGAAUAUGUACCAGGGUCAAACUACUUUGAAGGUUUGUGUGCUGCAAAUCAGAGUCAGUACAACUAUUUGGACUUGCCAGAAUAAAACAUAAAAUUUCUCAACAGCCACAAUAUACAAGUACGCUGAAUAAACUGCUUUUGUGAGGAAACAGCUCAUCACUUAAUUAAUUCACCGCAUGUCUGCUAAUCUUCAACAUGUUUUACUCUAAACAAGCCUUUUGGAGUGAACCAUGUGCGAAGUUUACUACAAUAAAAUUACUGUUUUAUAAGAGAAGUUGUGGACAAUUUUGCGACAGGUAGGUCUCAGUUAAUGGAUCUCCCCACUCAUUUGUAUGGUAGCCACAAACCAUGAUUUACUGUCGUAAAUCUCUUAACGUCAUUGAUUGGUUUAGAAGACUCACGUGAGCCAAACUGAUAGUAAUGUUCUCUCCUAUGGUAGAGCUGCGGAGGUUGUUAUCUCAGUAUAUAAAAGAAUCUCUGACAUUCACAAAUUAGAGACAAUCAGAUGAUUUUUCUGGUCAGGAGCUUAGUGGUUCUCAACCCUGUUCCUGGAGGACCCCCAACACUGCACAUUUAGUAUGCAUCUCCCUUUUCUGACACACCCAGUCCAGGUCUUGGAGUCUCCACUAAUGAGCUGAUGAGUUGAAUCAGGUGUGUUUGAUUAGGGAGAUAUCCCAAAUGUGUAGUGUUGGGGGGGCUCCAAGUACAGGGUUGAGAACCACAUUCUAGGUUGCUGACUACAGUCAAAAAAAAUAUUUUCAUGUUGUGUUUGUUCCUUUUAAGAUCUUUAUUAAAAAACAAUCUUUAUGUUGUAGUUCAAUUUUAUGAUGCUCAUGACAUAAUUAAUUCUUAAAUCUCUUGUGCACUACAAAGCUGUCUGGGAUGGUGAUAAAUAUGAGAGAAAUUAAUCAUUUUGAACAUGUUUCCAAUUAUUUUUGGUUUGAAAUAUGGUAGCAUGGCUCCCUUGGCUAUGAAGCACUAGCUUGAAUUUUUUUUUUUCCAGGUAAUUAAAAAAGCCCCGAAGCUUCUGGAUAUCAGGGUAAAUUCAAGAACCAGCACUUUUAUGUGUAUGUCCAAAGCAAAUUGACACAAAUCCAAAAUUUGUUGUAUUUAAAAUUAUGUUCUUAAAUAUUGUCUGUAAGGCCUACAGAGUCUCUUGCCCCUGGGAUGAUGUGUUAGUUGUAUGAUGUGAUAUCUGGUGCUGGUAACCUGUUAAUCAAGGUGUCUCAAAGAGAAAACGUUUUUCUUUAAGAAAUUGAUUUGCUAAAAAAAAAAGCUUAACUAAGUGAAGGAAGAUUAGUUAGGAAAUUGUAUGCUACUGUAUGUGUAGUAUGUAACCAUUUACGUGCUGUCAGCUCAAGAUACAGUCAAAUUGGCACUUUUAUAAGGUCUAAUGUGCCCUUUUAUUGUGAAACAGUGUACAUCGUUAUGAGAUGUGUUGUCUAUUUUUCUCCCUUUGGAAGAUUUUGGGGGAAAGCGUUGUACAUGGUUGAUUUUUAUUGUAUAUAUGAAAAUAGAUAAUUGUAUAAAAGACAUGUACAAAGCUUCUGGUCAUGCAUUUAUGUAGUUAUGUAUAAUAUAAAUUGCACUCUGUGUAGGUGUUUGAAUUUGUGGACUUUGUUGAAAUGAUUUUUUUUAAUUUUUUUUUUUUAUUAUCAUUCUGCUCUUCUUCUUGUAUUUGUCCAUCUGUCAGUGAAACUGUCUAAAAUAAAAUAACCCGAGUUGUCA